CAACGACCACUGCCCGAAGGCCCCGAAGCAUGGGCGACGACGCUUCGGAAGGCGCCGCGCGCGCCCACUACGGCGUCAGCGAGGCCUCUUCCUCCUCGUCGUUGUCUACUCUCCCGGCCGUUCCCUGCGGCUUCGUCAACGGCGGCGAGCCGCCGCUACGACCGCGGCGCCUCCUAGACGAGACGUGCGCCGGCGCGUCGCCAUGGCCACUCGAGAACGCCGGACGCAGCCUCGUGGCGUGGACGAGGGGGGGCGGCGCCGUCCGCGCUCUCUUCGUCAUAUCGGUUGGAUCCCUGGCAUUGGUACCGCUCACUCUCCUUCUGAUCUUCGCCUUCUUCCUGAUGGCGGCGGCGACGGCCGCGAUCGUCGUCUCGAUCGGGAUUUCCCUGGCCGCCGCCGGAGCACUCCUGGCUGUGAUGUACGUCAGUGCACUGUCGGUCGUCGUCUUCGUUAUCUCGGUCACGACCAUGGCGACAGUCAUUGCCAUCACGAUUGCCACAGGUUGGGUUGCAUUCUUCUGGACUCUUUGGUUUUCUACUAAGAAAUGCUUCGGAACUUUCUAACCUGAUAAACAAUCGAUUGGCACACAAGUCGCGCAAUCUGAUGAGCGUAUUUCACUCGCUUUCUCAGGAUAUCAUGUACAAAUGUCUUCCUGUAUACACAGAUGUGCGCCAUUUGAGAAUUUAGCUAGCGCUGUGAAUAAUGGCAUAUGCUCCUUUAGAUACCAGCACAAAUUAAGACAUCAGGUAUAAUUAUCCAAGUCUGGUUUUGUUGUUAGCUUUGGUCCAUGUAAAUCCAAAUAACUUGUUUGUAAAGGUCAACUGCUUCCGACGACAAAUGUAAGAACGCAAUUACAGCAUGGGUUAGCAUAA
Molecule: messenger RNA, 872 nt
Organism: Brachypodium distachyon (stiff brome)
Lineage: Eukaryota; Viridiplantae; Streptophyta; Magnoliopsida; Poales; Poaceae
Exons: 3
Coding region: 30-563 (177 amino acids)
Source: RefSeq, a predicted model, not a curated record